AUGGCACGGCACGGCGCCAGCCUGCUGCUGCUGCUGCUCGGCAUGAUGCCAGCUCUCCUGGUGGCCGUCAGGAUCAACGGCAAGGGCCGCGAGGUUCUGUACCUGGCCAAGGGCGACUCGGUCAAGCUGGGCUGUCCGUAUGUCCUGGAGCCCGAGGACAACGGACCCCAGGGCGUGGGCAUCGAGUGGAUCCAGAUCAGCCCCGAGAGACCCAGCCCCGAGAACGUGUUCCUGUCCUACCAGGACCACCACGUGAACUAUGGCAGCUCGGGGCUGCAGGACCGCGUGGCCUUCGUGCAGACGGACCCGGGCCAGCGCGACGCCUCCAUCCGCGUGGCCGACCUGCAGGAGAGCGACACCGGCACCUACCAGUGCCGCGUCAAGAAGAACACGGUGGCCGUGCACGAGGUCAUCGUCACCGUGCAAGGUGGCCCUGACAGUGCCCCGUGUCCCCCCGCCCCAGCAGAGAAGCCGGCGGCCCCGCAGUGCUGGAGCGAGGGGGAGCUGAUCGAGGGGGGGUCGGUGCUGCUGCGCUGCUUCAGCCGGGGGGGCACCGCGCCCCUCUCGUACCAGUGGGCAAAGCUGGCAGAGGGCUACGGCGGGGGGCGCCUGCCCGCGGGCACCCUGCAAGGCCGUGCCCCCGGUGACCUCCUGAUCCGCAGCCUGACCGUCGGCCACGCUGGCACCUACCAGUGCCGUGUCACCAACCGCGUGGGCUACUCGGUGUGCCAGCUGAACCUGAGCCCCGGGCCACGGGCUGGCAGUGACCGCCGUGUCCCCGUGCCAGGCGGGCGCCAGGCUGGCAUCAUCGUGGGCUCCAUCCUGGGCUCGCUGCUCCUGCUCAGCCUCCUGGGGCUGCUCAUCUGGGCACUGAUCGCCCGCUACCAGCGCAAGGAGUGCCAGCGCGCCUGCAGCGACUGCCGGAGCAGCACGGGUGGCACCAUGCCCCGGCCGUGCGCCGCCUGUGCCCACCACUCGUACUCCCCGCAUGGCAUCAGCUACAUGCAGUGCCAGCACGGCGACGGCGACGAGCGCGCGGCCGCGCUGCUCUGCAACGAGGGCAUGCGACACCAGGUCACCUGUCCCGCGCUGUGA
Molecule: messenger RNA, 1095 nt
Organism: Melospiza georgiana
Lineage: Eukaryota; Metazoa; Chordata; Aves; Passeriformes; Passerellidae
Gene: VSIG8
Product: V-set and immunoglobulin domain containing 8
Exons: 8
Coding region: 1-1095 (364 amino acids)
Cellular component (GO): intracellular anatomical structure
Source: RefSeq, a predicted model, not a curated record